Messenger RNA from Aphidius gifuensis, 1537 nucleotides. RefSeq names its product methyltransferase-like protein 17, mitochondrial. The record is from RefSeq and is a predicted model, not a curated record. The coding region runs from base 132 to 1481 and encodes 449 amino acids. Gene Ontology annotation, molecular function: methyltransferase activity; structural constituent of ribosome. Lineage: Eukaryota; Metazoa; Arthropoda; Insecta; Hymenoptera; Braconidae. The transcript is spliced from 8 exons. Gene Ontology annotation, biological process: translation. Gene Ontology annotation, cellular component: mitochondrial small ribosomal subunit.
UAAUUUUGUAUAAUUCAAAUUCGAUAAUUUUUUGAUUGUCAAAUUGAGUUAUUAUUUACAAUUAUAAAUAACUAAGUAGAACGGAUGUAUUGAAAUAGUUACAUGACAUAAUUUUAUAUUUUUCCAGAAAAAUGUUUAAACAAAUAUAUCGGCCAAUGAUGCUGCAAAGUCGAAAUAUUGCUCUUGCAAAAGAAAAAAAAAUAAAACCAGAAAUUAUAAUGGAUAAAGAAACUGAAGAAUUAAUUAAAAAAGAUGAAUUAAAACCUCGUAAACAUUCUGGAGUUGUUCAUAGACCUUUAGUACAAUUACCAGAAUGGGUGACAAAAGCAAUGCUUGUAGAAUUAGAAGAUUAUCAAGUAAAUAUAAUAAAAGAAGAAUCAAAAAAAUUAUAUCAAUAUUUAAAUGGUCGACAUCCACCAACUGAACAAGAAGUAAAAGAAUCAAAAAUGCAUGAAAUUGUUAAAUCAUUGAUGGAAGAAAGAAGAUAUGAAAAUAUGUUACUUGAAGACAAUGAAAAAGCUGAAAAAUCAAUAAAAACAAGAGCUACAAAAAAGCUUAAAAGUGACAUAUAUAAUUGGGUACCAAUGCAGUAUGAUAAACAUAAAAGUUUAUUGUAUAUGGUUGGAAGAGGAGCACAAGAUUAUGCAAUACUUUAUAAAAUAUUGAGUGAAAUUAAAUAUCGUGAUAAAGAAUUUAAACCAAAGACAUUAUUUGAUUUUGGAUCUGGCAUUGGUACAGUCUCUUGGGCUGCAAAUGAAUUGUGGAAUAGAUCAUUAAAAGAAUAUAUUUGUGUUGAUAUAUCCACUGAAAUAUCAGACUUGGCUUGUUCACUUGCAAGUCGUUCAGAGCCUAAAAUUAAAAAUAUAUUUCAUCGUCAGUAUCUUCCUGUAGCAAAUGUGCCAACUUCUGAUAUUGUUGUGAGUGCAUUUACAUCAAUGGAAUUACCAGACAGAAGAACGAGAAUUGAUACACUAUUAAAAUUAUGGAGUAGAACUGAAAAAUACUUGGUUAUUGUUGAGCAAGGAACAACAUCUGGUUUUCAGCUGAUCAAUGAAGCUAGAGAUUUUUUUAUUCAUCUCUGGGACAACGUUAAAGACAAUGGCAGUCCAGGAUAUUUUUUUUCACCAUGUCCACAUGAAUUCAGCUGUCCUCGUUUAAAAGUUGAUAAUACACCUUGUAAUUUUGAUGCUCAUUAUUUUAAAAUAUCAUUGGGAAGAACAUUGGAACCAAAACAUGAACGUUAUUCUUAUCUGGUCAUUCGAAAAGGUGAUAAACGUGAUGAAAAAGAAAUGUGGCCAAGAUUAGUUAGACCAGUUGUUGUUCGUUCAAGACAUUCAAUUUGUCGUUUAUGUAAUACUGAUGGAAAAUUGCAAGAAAUUAUAUUUUCAGCUGGAAAACAUGAAAGACCAGUAUUUUAUACUGCACGAUCUAGCAGAUGGGGUGAUCGUCUACCAAUGGUAAUAAAAAAUCCAGAAAAAUAAUUAACCAGCUAAUUUUUCUAUGCUGCUAAUGUUUUUUAUUUUUUUUUUAUCUUAUU